GCGCCCAAGGCGGGAGCUUGCCAGACUCACUAAGACCCCAGGCCCCAUGGCGCAGAGACCGCUCAGCACCACAGCGGCAGAACGCAUGAACCUUGUGGCCCAGGAUGAGAUCUGGAAAUGCCGUCUGAAGGCUGAAUCUGAAGCACGGCAAAACUGGCCCCAUAACUGGGGUUUUUUAACAACCCCCUUCGAGGAGCUGAUCAAGGGUGAAGAAGAACCUUCCAUCCCACGGCCCAGAAUUGAACUUCCUGAGCGUUUUCAAAUCCGGCCAGUGACCCCAGUGGAGAAAUACAUCAAGGUUCUUCCCUCUCCGCCAAUCCCACAGACGACCCAGGGCUUCAUCGGCUGGAGGUCUGCGGUGCCAGGCCUGAACAAGUGUCUGGAGUAUGACGAAAUCAGAAGCUGCAAAGGGGCGUUUGCCCGAGAGCUGCACUGGCCCAAGCAGGGGGUACACUGAGUCCACAC
This is a messenger RNA of Otolemur garnettii (small-eared galago), 465 nucleotides long. RefSeq names its product chromosome unknown C20orf85 homolog (gene CIMIP1). Bases 47 to 457 code for a protein of 136 amino acids. The record is from RefSeq and is a predicted model, not a curated record. The transcript has 4 exons. NCBI's taxonomy places the organism in Eukaryota, Metazoa, Chordata, Mammalia, Primates, Galagidae.